AUGAAACCAUACGCUGCCACCAUAACUGUUCAUGUCGUUCUCCACCUUUCAUCCAAGCAGAGUAGAACCAUAUACUGCAGGAUCAACCUAAGUGUUCCCGUCCUGGACCGUUUCUACAACCAGGAGGACACGAGGCCCGAUUUUCGGCUAAGCAGGGAGUCCUUGGCAGUGUUGCUAAAUCUCCUGGACCAGGAUCGGCGCCAUGGUUGGGGUGCCACAAUUGAGAUCCUGGUAUUCACAUUCUGGUUGCCAAGUGGAGCAUCCUACAGGCUGGUGUCAAGAGUGUUUGUGAUGCCUCGUUCCACUGUCCACACCAUUGUCCACCGUGUCACUGAAGAAGUGGUGGCCAUUCGCCACCAGGUCAUCCACCUCCCAAAGACACCAGAGGACCUGGAGGCAGUGUCCCGUGGGUUUGCAGGGCUGGCACGUCACAGAGCCUUCCUGAAAGCGGUGGGUGCAAUCGACGGCUGCCACAUCCACAUCAAGUGUCCAAGCGGCCCUGAUGCGGCCCUGAUGGCAGUCUGUGACCAUCAGGGCUGCUUCAUCGACACCUACGUGGGCUGGCCUGGUUCGGUGCACGAUGCCAGGGUGCUCCGCCACAGCCCACUGUACAGACAGUUGGUCUACCCUCCUCCAGGACAUUUCAUCCUCGCAGAUGGGGGGUACCCAUGCCUCCAACGUCCACUCCCCCUCAUCACACCCUACAAGAGGCCAGUCCGAGGUGUAGGAGCCCAGCGCUUCAACAGCCACCAUUCCAGGGCACGCUCCAUCAUAGAGCGUGCGUUAGGAAUGAUGAAAACGAGGUUCAGGGCCAUCUUCCUGCAAGCGCUGGAGGUGCACCACACCUUUUUACCCCACGUUGUGACAGCCUGUGCCGUCCUCCACAACAUCUGCCUCAGUGCCGGUGACAUCGUGGCCCCAGUGGAUGAGCCUGAGGACGAUGGUGCAGAGGAUGGGAGGGGAGGCUGGGUUGGAGGCAGUCAGUGGUGCUCUUUGGCGGGACCAACUGUCAUCUGA
Messenger RNA from Oreochromis aureus, 1017 nucleotides. RefSeq names its product putative nuclease HARBI1. NCBI's taxonomy places the organism in Eukaryota, Metazoa, Chordata, Actinopteri, Cichliformes, Cichlidae. The coding region runs from base 1 to 1017 and encodes 338 amino acids. The transcript is spliced from 3 exons. The record is from RefSeq and is a predicted model, not a curated record.